CCAUAAUCGACCCAAGAAAAAAAAUUCAAUCACGCCAUUUCCCCGCAGGCCAUCUUACAUGCUCCAGUCUCACUGAACACCCAAUCUAGGAGACCACGGGUCCCACCGACACGUAGCUUGGACUUACCCGCACCGGGAGCAUGGAAUCUAAAACAGUCCCCUCGACCUCCUCUCUCCGCAUCAGACAAGCGAGGCUCCUGAAUCAGAGUGAAGCCGUGAACUCACUGUCGCCUCACCGACUGAAAGAAUCUGCCUCGACAAAACCCUAAGACCGGAAGAAAAUCCGGUCUUUACCAUCAUCGGAGUUCUUGUUUUCGGUGUUCCGUCAUCUCUGCAGCGGCUGGAAUUGCUCGAAAAUGGCUAACGAUUCGAGCCCGUCCAAUGGAAAUUCGGCGGCGGACAACACCCUGCAAGCCAUCUGCUACAGCCGCGGCUCCCUACGUCUACUCGAUCAGAGGAAGUUGCCACUGGAGUCGGUCUAUUUGGAUAUCAAAGAUUCAGCUGAUGGAUGGUUCGCAAUAAAGGAGAUGGUGGUUCGUGGGGCACCCGCAAUUGCAAUUUCAGCUGCCCUUUCUUUGGCUGUCGAAGUGUUCAACUUGCAGGCUUUUAAGGGGCCUCCCGAUGAAGCAGUUUCUUUCCUAGACAGCAAACUCGAUUAUCUCGUUUCGAGCCGUCCAACUGCUGUUAACCUUUCGGAUGCUGCAACAAAGCUGAAGGAAGUUAUAGGCAGUGUUGCUAAAACUGCCUCUGAAGCUAGAAUUAUCUUCGAGAGAUAUAUAGAAGCAGCUGAGAUUAUGCUGAAAGAGGAUUUUGCUUCAAACAAAGCAAUCGGCUCUCACGGAGCGAGUUUUAUCAAGCUCCACAUGAAGAGCUCCGGGAAGAUUUCUAUGUUGACCCAUUGCAACACUGGCAGCCUUGCCACAGCGGGAUAUGGGACAGCCCUAGGUGUGAUUCGAGCACUUCAUUUCCAAGGGUCAUUGGAGAGGGCUUAUUGCACUGAAACUCGCCCGUUCAAUCAAGGGUCAAGGCUCACUGCAUAUGAGCUUGUACACGAUAACAUCCCAGCUACCCUUAUAGCUGACUCUGCUGCUGCUGCCCUCAUGAAUUCAGGAAAAGUAGAUGCAGUUGUAGUCGGAGCAGAUCGCGUCGCUGCAAAUGGUGAUACUGCAAACAAGAUCGGAACCUACAGUCUUGCCCUGUGUGCAAAACAUCAUGAUAUUCCCUUUUAUGUGGCUGCGCCUCUCACUUCUGUUGACUUAUCUCUUCCUUCGGGUCGAGAGAUCAUUAUAGAAGAAAGAUCUGCAAAGGAACUGUUGAACACACGAGGGGGACUUGGGGAACAGGUGGCAGCAUCUGGUAUAUCGGUUUGGAAUCCUGCAUUUGAUGUCACUCCUGCGGAUCUAAUCAGUGGUAUCGUAACAGAAGAGGGUGUUAUCACGAAGAAUGGUUCAGAUACUUUCGACAUAAAAGCCUUUGUUGAUAAGGCCACGAGCAGAUGAGAGUUUAAGAUGAAGACUUUAGCUCAGCAGGAUAUCUAGAAGACUGAAGGAAAUGGGUUCAAGCAGUUGCCCGACUUGCUUGUUGGUACCAAACAUGAAUGUCAAUGUUUUCCAUGGAGAGUUUAUAUUCCUGAUUAAUGAUGGUAAUAAGAAAAUACUUUUUGAACUGCUUCUCACUGCAGUUGAAGCAUAAGCCUGUGAAUUGAUAUUUAUACUUAAAUUUGAUUUAUAAAAAAAAAAAAACUUUGUAAA
Molecule: messenger RNA, 1751 nt
Organism: Punica granatum (pomegranate)
Lineage: Eukaryota; Viridiplantae; Streptophyta; Magnoliopsida; Myrtales; Lythraceae
Source: RefSeq, a predicted model, not a curated record